CCUUUAGGCUCCCUUUGGCAGCAGCGAAUCCCGGAGGGAUCCCGGCUUUUUCUCCGGGAGAGAAUCCCGCGCGGCUAUUUUCCACGAACCACGACAUGCGUCCAUUUGGAAGACCGCCACCCAGGUCUCUCGGCCCCACAGGAGCAGGGUUUUCACAGGGAAUCAAGCCUGGCUUGCAGACAUGGGGCGUCAUUCCCCGUCUGUUUCCCUCGACUCAACUCCCCUCCGUCGCGUCCCCUCCGCCUCGCCUCAACUCUCCUCCAUUGCCGCCGCUCGGCCCUCACCUCGACUUCUCCUCCAUCGCCGCCACCGUGCAACACCAGCACCACCGUCUCCCGACUCUACAGAUGUUGGGGCUGCGGACGGCAGCAUCUUCCUCCCCACUCUGCCCCGUGCAUCCGCUCCGCGUCUCUGCCCCCAUUCUAUUCCGCAAUCCAUCCUCACCGCUGCCCGCUUUUCCUCGACGCUGACCAACGCCGAUCCGAUCCCCGGGGCGUACACGCACGGCAUGGCACGGUAGUUGACAUCUCAGUCCAUCUUCACCAGGCCAGGCUGCCAUCGUCCGGUCCUCAGUCCUCAUUGCCUUUCUUGCUUUCUAAGAGUAGUCUCCCUGCCUCGCAUUGCUUGAUCUAAAAUAUAAACAUGCAAUCCUAUGUUUCUAGCACUAACUGGUUCUGGUAGAUCCAGUUUACUGGUUCAUGAAUGCACUUGUUGAUAUGAAUUGGUAGCAUGAACUGGUUCUGGUAGAUCCAAUUUUUAACACAUGCUAGAAGUUUUUCUGCACAAUUGCACUUGGAAGCAUUAGCCAUAGGUUGAUAGUUUUCUGACAGGUGAAGUCUGUUGUGUCAGUUUCCUUUUUUAAUUUUUGACUUUGGUUCGAGGGUUGCUGACUUUGUUUCAGUGUGUGGAUUAAAAUGCCUAUUAGUCACUACUUGCUGCUGUCCACAAAACACUGCACAUGUUUUGUGAUUUAGGAUAGGCCUCAUUAGAUCUUGAUUGGAAAAUUAAAUACAGUAGCAGCUAACCUAAAAUAUACAGUUCAUUGUAAUUCAUGCAGCCAAAGAGGUAAAUUACCAACUCAUCCUGAUUUAUCUAUUGCAAAAGUGCAGAAUACUUGGUGGAAGCCGUGCAUGAUUUGAGAUGAGUGAGGUGAUACUUCAGUGCUUAUAUUCUUCUUUCCUUUGUCUUUAGAAUCCAGUAGUCCUUUCGUAGCUGUAUUAUCACACCUGUUAUUGCAGCAGGGUGAAUAACUAACACUUUAUCUUUAGUUUGGACUGUGCAAUGAUAGCACUGCAUGACGUUAUUCCUUUUUUCCUCAUUUAUUGUGCCAUGUCUGCUGCUCAUGUUUGUUUUAAGAACAAUUUCAAUCAGAAGCAAUCGUCAAUCCUAACCCAAUCUUCUAGUUUAUCUAUAUUUUUGGUAGGUACCACAAUCUGUCCUAUGCUUCAUCCAUUUUUUUUUCCAGUCAUGCCCAUGCUGCAAUGUAUGCCUAACUAACGAAUUAAUAUUGUUCCUCCAUUAUGUCAUUUUUCUUUCAGAUGUUGAUAUGCUUAGAACUCCCUGUUUGUUUGUGACAUACCAUUCUUUUGCCAUGAGGAUAUAAGACUGCCAUGUUUAAGUGGCUUAGAGAGCUUCAGCUGUGAAGGUGCCUGAUCGAAGUCCCUCGAAGAAAAACCGCACUAUGAGAAACCAGCACGGUUAUCAGAUUUUGGGGUGUAUUAAACAGAUUAUUUCAACCACUGUGCCAAGAAGAACCCAAGCAUUACCGGUUCCCAGGAGAAGAAUUUUUCAUUUUUUUGUAUAUAUGUUCAUAGACUAGGUCAUUAUAACCCGGUUUAUAUCUAUCUAUUGUAUGUAAAGGAUGGAGAACCAUCUGUUUCAAUGCUAUCGCUAGAUUUUAGAUGAUAAUUAUUAGACAUGAUUUCAUAUUUGAAAUAUCAUUUUUGUAUAGAGAGACCUAUUCCUGAGUU
Sorghum bicolor (sorghum) is the source of this 1970-nucleotide messenger RNA. RefSeq lists its product as uncharacterized. The coding region runs from base 182 to 520 and encodes 112 amino acids. The record is from RefSeq and is a predicted model, not a curated record. The transcript is spliced from 3 exons. NCBI's taxonomy places the organism in Eukaryota, Viridiplantae, Streptophyta, Magnoliopsida, Poales, Poaceae.